AUGGGCGGAAUAAACGCCUGGACUGAUCUUUGGGGCAGUACGGCUCUUAAGACGUCGAACACAGCGGCUCGCGUAGCUUCUGGCCACACAAAGCCACCGCGUACUGUCCUUCAUGCGGCUGGGAACGAUUCUUUGCCCGAGUCUUCGGAACCAGCUCCGUUGCUCAGACAAGCUGAAUCGGACAUCGCCUCUUCUGAUACUCCAAGAAAACCCCUAAUACUCCCGUUGUUCCGUCCUAUCUCUGCCGUGCUAUCGAGCGAUAAGGAUGAGCACACAAGCAAAGAAGACGAGCCUACGACCAGUCUUGAUCCCAAGAUAGAGUCCAAGAAACCGAACAAGAAGCAGCGAAAGAAUUACUUUGGAGAGUACAUACUUGGACAGACCCUGAGCCAAGACGCCGGAGUCAAGGUGAAAUUGGCCAAUCAUUCGCUAACCGGAACGAAAUACGCAAUUCGGCGAUAUCAACGGAAAGAAGUUAACAAAGACUUCUAUCUAGAAGUUGUUAUUCAAAAAGAUCUGAGCCACCCGAACAUUCAGCGCUUCUAUCAAUUAGUAGAGACCGAAAGACACAUAGGCCUGGUUUUACAGUACGCUUCCGGAGGUGAACUUUUUGACUAUGUCUUAAACCACAGAUAUCUCAAAGACGUCGCGGCUCGCAGGCUGUUUGCACAGCUAGUCUCUGCUGUGGGUUAUCUGCAUUUGAAAGGAAUCGUGCAUCGUAAUCUGAAACUCGAGACGAUACAGCUCGAUAGGAACCGGAACCUCAUCGUCACUUGCUUCAACUUGGCAAAAACAUUCGACCUGACGGAUAAGCUGAGUGAAGAUAUUGAGUACAACCUAGGAAACCGAGAAUUUGUAGAGAGAUCGAGAUUGACGCAACCAAACAAAGAUGGGAUCUUCCGGGGUGACCUUAUGCAGACAUCUUGUGGAUCCCCAUGUUACGCCGCACCAGAGCUAGUUGUAUCAGACGCUAUGUAUACUGGCCGUAAAGCUGAUAUAUGGAGUUGCGGCAUUAUCCUGUACGCGAUGUUAGCCGGGUAUCUUCCCUUUGACGACGACCCAGCAAACCCCGAUGGCGACAACAUGAACCUCUUGUAUAAGUACAUUGUAUCUACGCCUUUAACUUUCCCUGAGUAUUUGACCCCUCACGCCAGGGAUCUUCUUAAACGAAUACUAGUACCGGACCCUCGGAAACGCUCCGAUAUGGUCGAAAUAGCUCGUCACAGCUGGUUAAGCGAGUAUGUUCAUGUGGUCUCUUUCGUUAUCUCUGAGACCGCAAACGUCUCUGGAGACACUCUGGUCCGGUCCAGUGAAUAUCGGGAACAUUCGGGGUCCAGCGAAUAUCGGGAACAUUCGGGUAUGUAG
Molecule: messenger RNA, 1365 nt
Organism: Mytilinidion resinicola
Lineage: Eukaryota; Fungi; Ascomycota; Dothideomycetes; Mytilinidiales; Mytilinidiaceae
Product: kinase-like protein
Exons: 2
Coding region: 1-1365 (454 amino acids)
Biological process (GO): protein phosphorylation; intracellular signal transduction; microtubule cytoskeleton organization
Cellular component (GO): cytoplasm
Molecular function (GO): protein serine/threonine kinase activity; tau-protein kinase activity; ATP binding
Source: RefSeq, a predicted model, not a curated record